Messenger RNA from Pseudophryne corroboree (corroboree frog), 3768 nucleotides. Its product is annotated as zinc finger protein 585A-like. The transcript is spliced from 10 exons. The record is from RefSeq and is a predicted model, not a curated record. Gene Ontology annotation, molecular function: RNA polymerase II cis-regulatory region sequence-specific DNA binding; DNA-binding transcription factor activity, RNA polymerase II-specific. Gene Ontology annotation, biological process: regulation of transcription by RNA polymerase II. Lineage: Eukaryota; Metazoa; Chordata; Amphibia; Anura; Myobatrachidae. The coding region runs from base 370 to 3645 and encodes 1091 amino acids.
CAGUGAGUGGGCGGGGCUGCUCCUGGUUGAUGAGUUACCGUGGUAGUCACUACCCAUAAUCCUAUGCGUUAUGCUGAUCCCACGGAAAUUCCGCCCCGCCCACUUCCGGUACACAGGGUGUGAGCUGCUGCCUUAUCCUCCAGGGUUACGCAAUAGUGAAGAAGACAUCCGGCGAGUGUGAGACACCGAGCAGCCAUCCCCGUGUGUCAGGAGGACUGCGCAGGACCCAGAGCCCCAUCACGGUGCCUCCACCUCACUCACUGACACAUUGACCAGAAGAUCCUGGAACUCCCUAACAAGAUCAUUAAGCUGCUGACUGGAGAGGAGGAGGAGUAUAUAGAGGAACACAGGGGUCUGUACAAGGACGUGAUGAUGGAGAAUCACCGGACCCUCACAUCUCUGGAUAAGAGGAGACUGUCAUGUAUUGUACAGGGGAGAGCAGAUGGGCCCAGUAACAGAGAUACCCCAGAGAGAUGUCCCCGUCCUCUGUAUUCCCAGGACUGUACAGAGGAGAAUCACAGGAUCCCACAGGAGGAUCAGGUAGAACGUCUGUCUAAUAUUAAAACAGAAGAUACAGAGGGAGAAGAAGAGACGUAUGUGACUGAUAUGAAGGCAGAAGAUAUAGAGGGAGAAGAAGAGACGUAUGUGACUGAUAUAAAGGAAGAAGAUAUAGAGGGAGAAGAAGAGACGUAUGUGACUGAUAUGAAGGCAGAAGAUAUAGCGGGAGAAGAAGAGACGUAUGUGACUGAUAUAAAGGCAGAAGAUAUAGAGGGAGAAGAAGAGACAUAUGUGACUGAUAUAAAGGCAGAAGAUAUAGCGGGAGAAGAAGAGAUGUAUGUGACUGAUAUAAAAGCAGAAGAUAUAGCGGGAGAAGAAGAGACGUAUGUGACUGAUAUAAAGGAAGAAGAUAUAGAGGGAGAAGAAGAGACGUAUGUGACUGAUAUGAAGGCAGAAGAUAUAGCGGGAGAAGAAGAGACGUAUGUGACUGAUAUGAAGGGAGAAGAAGAGACGUAUGUGAGGGGUGAUCAGCAGUGUAAGGAGGAGGAGAUCCCUACAGAUAUCAGCACAGAUGGACACACAAGCAGGAAUAUCUCUGAAGGACGUCUAAUGUUAUCCCCGGAUUGUGACAUAAAAGAUAAUGACAGUAGACAGGAUUCUCCAGGAGAUAACCCCAUUACCCCAAUUAUACAUCCAGCUCUAUCAUCUGAUCCCCCUGAUCCUGGGAAAUGUUCUCCUGAUCACUCUGAUAUUGGAGCAUUUGUUACAGCUCUGAGAGUAGAUACAGUGUUUCCCUGUUCUAUAGAUGCCAAAUGUUUUACACAGAACACAAAGCUUAUUACCCAUCAGCCAGCUAAGGCAGCUGAGAGGCAAUUUCCAUGUUCUGAGUGUGGAAAAUGUUUUACAUAUAAAUCAUAUCUUGUUAGACAUCAGAGACGUCACACAGGUGAGAGGCCAUUUCCAUGUUCUGACUGUGGAAAAUGUUUUACUUGGAAAUCAUGUCUUGUUACACAUCAGCAAAGUCACACAGGUGAGAAGCCAUUUCCAUGUUCUGAGUGUGGGAAAUGUUUUGGCCGGAAAUCACAACUUGUUAAACAUCAGAGAACUCACACAGGUGAGGGGCCAUUUCCAUGUUCUGACUGUGGAAAAUGUUUUACUUGGAAAUCAUGUCUUGUUAGACAUCAGCAAAGUCACACAGGUGAGAAGCCAUUUCCAUGUUCUGAGUGUGGGAAAUGUUUUGGCCGGAAAUCACAUCUUGUUAUACAUCAGAGAACUCACACAGGUGAGAGGCUAUUUCCAUGUUCUGAGUGUGGGAAAUGUUUUGCCCGGAAAUCACAUCUUGUUAUACAUCAGAGAAGUCACACAGGGGAGAAGCCAUUUCUAUGUUCUGAGUGUGGGAAAUGUUUUGCAGUCAAACCAGAGCUUGUUAGACAUCAGAGAAGUCACACAGGUGAGAAGCCGUUUCCAUGUUCUGAGUGUGGGAAAUGUUUUGCAGUCAAACCAGAGCUUGUUAGACAUCAGAGAAGUCACACAGGUGAGAAGCCGUUUCCAUGUUCUGAGUGUGGGAAAUGUUUUGCAGACAAAUCACAUCUUGUUAUACAUCAGAGAAGUCACACAGGUGAGAAGCCAUUUUCUUGCUCUGAGUGUGAGAAAUGUUUUUCACGGAAAUCACAUCUUGUUGAUCAUCAGCGAAGUCACACAGGUGAGAAGCCAUUUCCAUGUCCUGAGUGUGGGAAAUGUUUUGCAGACAAAUUACAACUUGUUAGCCAUCAGAGAAGUCACACAGGUGAGAAGCCAUUUUCUUGCUCUGAGUGUGAGAAAUGUUUUGCCCAGAAAUCACAACUUGUUAGACAUCAGCUAAGUCACACAGGUGAGAGGCCAUUUCCAUGUUCUGAGUGUGGGAAAUGUUUUACAUAUAAAUCAGAUCUUGUUAAACAUCAGAGAAGUCACACAGGUGAGAAGCCAUAUUCUUGCUCUGAGUGUGGGAAAUGUGUUACAUACAAAUCAGAUCUUGUUAUACAUCACAGAAGUCACACAGGUGAGAAGCCAUUUCCAUGUUCUGAGUGUGGGAAAUGUUUUGGCCGGAAAUCAGAUCUUGUUAUACAUCAGAGAACUCACACAGGACUGAAGCCAUUUCCAUGUUCUGAGUGUGGGAAAUGUUUUGCAUGGAAAUCACAUCUUGUUACACAUCAGAGAAGUCACACAGGUGCAAAGCCAUUUUCUUGCUCUGAGUGUGGGAAAUGUUUUACACAGAAAUCACAUCUUGUUAGACAUCAGCAAAGUCACACAGGUGAGAAUCCAUUUCCAUGCUGUGAGUGUGGGAAAUGUUUUGCACACAAAUCAGCUCUUGUUAUACAUCAGAGAAGUCACACAGGUGAGAAGCCUCUUUUUUGCUCUGAGUGUGGGAAAGGUUUUACACAGAAAUCACAACUUGUUAUACAUCAGAGAAGUCACACUGGUGAGAAUCCAUUUCCAUGCCCUGAAUGUGGAAAAUGUUUUGCACACAAAUCAGAUCUUAAUAGUCAUAACAGAAGUCACACAGGUGAGAAGCCAUUUCCAUGCCCUGAAUGUGGGAAAUGUUUUGCACACAAAUCAGAUCUUAAUAGUCAUAACAGAAGUCACACAGGUGAGAAUCCAAUUACUUGCUCUGAGUGUGGGAAAUGUUUUGCACACAAAUCACAUCUUGUUACACAUCUGAGAAGUCACACAGGUGAGAAGCCAUUUCCAUGUUCUGAGUGUGGGAAAUGUUUUGCACACAAAUCAGAUCUUGUUAAACAUCAGAGAAGUCACACAGGUGAGAAGCCUCUUUCUUGCUCUGAGUGUGGGAAAGGUUUUACACGGAAAUCACAACUUGUUAUACAUCAGAGAAGUCACACUGGUGAGAAUCUAUUUCCAUGCCCUGAAUGUGGGAAAUGUUUUGCACACAAAUCAGAUCUUAAUAGUCAUCACAGAAGUCACACAGGUGAGAAGCCAUUUCCAUGUUCUGAGUGUGGGAAAUGUUUUGCACGGAAAUCAGAUCUUGUUAAACAUCACAGAAGUCACACAGGUGAGAAGCCAUUUCUAUGUUCUGAGUGUGGGAAAUGUAUUGCACGGAAAUCACAACUUGUUACACAUCAGAGAAGUCACACAGGUGAGAAGCCAUUUUAAUCUUCUGGAGUAUACUUAUCAUUGCCAUGCAUUGUUUUUCAAGGUUCUUAUCCUAUCUCCUAUGCUUUUUGCAAUAUACAUGCUACAACUGGGUGAAAUAAUCAGAUGUCAUGCCCUCAUCUA